CUUGAAGAUUUCCCCAUGGCGUUACUUUUUUCACUGAAGGACCACAGGAUCAUGGAAAUUCUAGUGGAUACGGUUGCUGAAUUCCUCACAGAGAGGGUCUCCUUUCUGCGCCCCCCGUAUGCCCGCCCAGCCCUGCCCCCGCCGCUGAGGACAGGGGGAGGGUCUCGGCCUGCAGGCUCCCGCCCCGCCGGGGCCCGGGCGAGCAUGGGCGGCAAGCAGAGCACGGCGGCCCACUCGCGCGGCCCCUUCCCGUGGGUCUCCACCGACGACAGCGCCGUGCCCCCGCCGGGAGGGGCGCCCCACUUCGGACACUACCGGGCGGGCGGCGGGGCCAUGGGGCUCCGCAGCCGCUCGGUCAGCUCCGUGGCGGGCAUGGGCAUGGACCCCAGCACGGCCGGCGGGGCGCCCUUUGGCCUCUACACCCCCGCCUCCCGGGGGGCCGGCGACGCCGAGAGGGCGCCCGGCAGCGGAGGGUCGGCGUCCGACUCCACCUAUGCCCACGGCAAUGGUUACCGGGAGACGGUUGGCGGUCACCAUAGAGACGGGAUGCUGUACCUGGGCUCCCGAGCCUCGCUGGCGGAUGCUCUACCUCUGCACAUCGCACCCCGGUGGUUCAGCUCGCACAGUGGUUUCAAGUGCCCCAUUUGCUCCAAGUCCGUGGCUUCCGAUGAGAUGGAAAUGCACUUUAUAAUGUGUCUGAGCAAACCUCGUCUCUCCUACAACGAUGACGUGCUGACCAAAGACGCGGGUGAGUGUGUGAUCUGCCUGGAGGAGCUGCUUCAGGGGGACACGAUAGCCAGGCUGCCCUGCCUGUGCAUUUAUCACAAAAGUUGCAUAGACUCUGGUUUGAAGUGAACAGAUCUUGUCCAGAACACCCUGCAGACUGACCCUGCUGGGCUCGCUUGCUGACUCCUCUCAAUGGGACAGCCAGGGCCCCGUUGCUGAGAGGAGGCUUCGGACACUGGGGCAGAGCUGAGCUGGGGACAGCAGUGGAAACAGGGCGCCCUCCUGCACUGACUUCCAGAGAAUGGUCCCCCUUUCUCCCCGAGGACACCAGAUUGGAUGAGAGCCAGUUUGAGAGAAGAAUCACCCGCUAUCCUUCCCCUCAUCCUCAUCCCAGGAGGGAAAGGGCAUUUUCUUUUUCACCUUUGAAAGGCAUUGUGUGUCUGUCUCUAAAGUGUUUACAAAAAAAAAAAAAUUAUAAAAAAAAAAAGAAAAAAAAAGAAAACAAAACAAACAAAAAAAUAAGCUCAUGUACGUCUUUAAAAGCAUAAAACGUCAACCAGCAAAAGUGACUGUGAUUUAAUUUCUGUUUAUAUAUCCGUUCAUUAUCUAUACUAUCUUCAGAAAAUCUUGAAGGACGUCAUAUAUUAUUGUAUAAGAAGGAGGCAUCAUGGUGGGAAGUUUAAAACCGAGAUUUAAGUUUCCUUGUUAAUUAUAAAUACCAAUUGCACCUGCCUAACGAAGAGUACCUUGAAACUGAAGAAAUGUCACUAACGUUAUGAUAACGAGUUUGGAAAAACACAUCGGACUUGAAUUAAUAUACUGGCUCCUAAACUGCAAUUUCCGCAAACACUGGAAGACAAUUUGAAACCAAACUUUUGCUUUUACCAUCAACAUACCUACUCCGCCUUUCUGAUAAUAAAUAUAUCUGACCCUGGAGAAAUAAAACGGUAACUGUGGUCUCCUGCCUGGUUGUGUGCUGACUUUUUUCUCCUGCUGGGGUGAGGGUCCAGGUCUGGAGGAGCGAGGAGGACAGGGCCCCCGGAGGCAGGAGGGCCGAGGGCAGAAGAGGUUUCAAAGGGAGAAUUCCGGAGGGGAGCCCUGAGGAGAGGUCCGUGUGGGGAGCAGGGCAGCGCUGGGUGCAGAGCUGGGAGGCCGGUUCCGACCUGAGG
Molecule: messenger RNA, 1895 nt
Organism: Cervus elaphus (red deer)
Lineage: Eukaryota; Metazoa; Chordata; Mammalia; Artiodactyla; Cervidae
Product: E3 ubiquitin-protein ligase ZNRF1-like
Exons: 3
Coding region: 16-855 (279 amino acids)
Source: RefSeq, a predicted model, not a curated record